GAUUGACUUGCUGAGAAUAAUUACGGACUGCGCUGUGACAACCACUCCAUACUGUUCCGCGUUCCUCACUUUUCCUCCUCAAAACCACAGUUCACAUGGCUAACCAUUGGGAUCACGCGCGAAAAUCCAGCCGCCCUUGGUAUCAAUCGACUGACACUUAUUGUCAACGACAAAUGCAAGAUCAGCAACAAGAACAACCACAAACGAUCGCUGAUCCCAAUGAAGAAGUCCAAGGAGUCCCUUGGUACUUUGACAGUGAAUCCGCUUAUCCAGGCCAAGAUCCCCAAUACCAGCAAGUGCAGCAAGGUUUAAAACAGCAACAGCAACACCAGCAUGCUCAACACCAGCAUUACCAGCAUUAUUAUCUUGACCCUGCUCAUGCUGACUAUCACCAAUCGUAUGCUAUUUACUGGCAGCAACAACAACAACAGCGCGAUUACCAACAAUAUCAGCCGGACCUUGAUCAAUACCAUUACUACCACCAUAACCAAACACCUGCUUCUGGCAUUGCUGAGCAUUCUAGCCAUUACGCUGGAGCUCCUUCCGAAUAUUACGGCACGAGCACUACUGCUAUUCCUCUCCCUGUUCAACAAUCUGCGCCUGUUCAAAUGACCACAGGUCAUCUCACAACUGACACUGAACGCCGUGCGCAGCAACAAACGAUGGAAAUGAUAUGCAAAAAUGAAGAGCCUGCUUUUAAUACUCCACCUAUCAACAUUGAGAAAAAGAACGGAAAGAGUAUCGAGACUGCGUCUUUCCAAGGUCUGGAGCUAGAGCAAGAACCGCCUGGUCCUAUUGUCGUUAUCAGCAGUGAUGAUGAGGAUGAUGAAGAAGAAGAAAGCGAUGAUGAUCGAAUCAUAACCGUUAGUAGCAGCGAAGAAGAGGACGACGAAGACGCAGCAAGCAUCAUGAUGGUCAUCGAUGAUGACGAGGAAGAAGAAGAAGUUUACGACACGGAUUUCGAUUUCGACGACUCUAGUAGCAUAGAUAGCUAUGUCACGGCAAGCGAGACACCAUUCACAAACAGCAUUGAUACACAAUGCAUUGCUAUUGUCAAUGAGCUACCACUUGGACGGCACUUCACCAAGUUACAAGAGGAGCAUGGGCUAGCACCAGGUGUCAGUCAACUUGAUGGGGAAAUAGAAGAACAUUCGAUACCCUUUGCGCCAGAAAGUAACUCGCUGUUUAAGAAUGAAGAGAGACGGUUACGUGCUACAAACACAAUUAAAAGGUUCUCGAAUGCCGACAUACACAUCACCAGGGCCAGAAAUAAUUUCAUUUUCAACACUACAGGAACCUUGGGACAAGUCUAUUUCUCUAUCAAAGCUGCCGAUGCCCUGCUACAAGAUCAUAUCCGGCUUUCCGUGUACUAUGUCUUGCUACGAGUAGACGGUCCACAGUUUGCGGAAUGUAUAAAAAAAUUACACCAGGUCAUCGAGCCUCUCGCCCCAGGUUCAAAGUACAUUACACCAAUAGAGGACCUUCAUAUCACCGUAGGUGCUACCCAUGUCCGGAAUGAAGAAGCACGCGAGCGCUUGAUCUCUGUUGUUGAAAGCGCAGCCAAAGAAUUUGAAGCAGCUUUGGAAAAGCGAUUGUUCGUGGGUCGACUGAACGCUUUAAGUAAUUGUAACAGACGCUACCUGGGGCUGGCAUCCAAGGAAAUUAGCCCAUUGCAUAUUGCCCGAUCUGUAUUUCGCGAAAAGCUGCAAGAUGCCGGUAUAGCUAUUAAUCGCGCAACCCAAUUGCAUAUGACCUUAUAUAGCGUGCCUCCAAAAAUCUGGCCACUGCUUCCUAGCGAAUACAAUCUUUCACCAAAGACCUUCAAAAAGGAGUUAAAAAAGCAGGAAAUGGCUCUUGAUGUGGGACCCUUGAGUUUUACUCAAAUUGAAGUUACGAGACGAAAUGUAACUCUAUCGCGUGGUUCUGUACAUCAUCCUGAAUACAUAUACCGAUUCUAAAGCUUAUGCUAUGCCUUCAGCCUUCGUAUCAAGAGAUAUACUCUGUCUCACGCCAACACACACAAACACAUCCCUACCAGUACAACAAGCACCCAUGUAUAUCACAAUCAACAUAAGCCCUUUGUACUUACCAUCGAUUUAUCAACGUGUACUAUGAUCAUCAAUAACAACCUUUGCAAGCAUUUUCCAUUGUACAUGCGAUAUCAUGCUAGCGUAAAAACUUGACUGUAGUUGGUACAGGAAAAUAUAAGCGAAAGUUCUGAAGAGGAGGAAAAGAGAGAAGUGAGUGCGCUGCCGCUUCACAUCCUCACAGCAGCAGAACUUCAGAACUCGCUUUCCCUCGUGUGUAAAAAAAUAAAAGCGAAAAUGAAAAAAAAACACAGAACGUUGAGAGCGUACCAUAGCGUGUCCAGACACGGCGUGGUAUUGCGCAGAAUAAAAUAUACA
This is a messenger RNA of Zychaea mexicana, 2405 nucleotides long. RefSeq lists its product as uncharacterized. Lineage: Eukaryota; Fungi; Mucoromycota; Mucoromycetes; Mucorales; Lichtheimiaceae. The transcript is spliced from 6 exons. The coding region runs from base 96 to 1958 and encodes 620 amino acids. The record is from RefSeq and is a predicted model, not a curated record.